Molecule: messenger RNA, 273 nt
Organism: Protopolystoma xenopodis
Lineage: Eukaryota; Metazoa; Platyhelminthes; Monogenea; Polystomatidea; Polystomatidae
Source: the annotation of a GenBank genome assembly
AUGAUCAUGGCCAUACAGAAGAUAUUGCAGACUCGGAGGAGGCGGAAUGCGAGGGUCAACUUUGAGGGGGAGCCCUGCUUGCUCCAAAGCCUCACGACUCCUGGCAACAAACAAACCCUCUACUUCAUACAGCCUCCAACCGUUUUCGUCCGCCAUACGGUCACUCGGUCGUGCUCAGCUCCGGCCUCACCUCUGCCCUCCGACAAGCUGGGACCCUCCGAGCCCUGUCGCGGGCUGGAAUUCGGCAGCGCCUCGAUGAUGGCCUCGUCUUAG